This is a messenger RNA of Capsella rubella, 774 nucleotides long. RefSeq names its product cysteine-rich repeat secretory protein 29. Lineage: Eukaryota; Viridiplantae; Streptophyta; Magnoliopsida; Brassicales; Brassicaceae. Bases 1 to 774 code for a protein of 257 amino acids. The record is from RefSeq and is a predicted model, not a curated record. The transcript has 2 exons.
AUGUUUUCAGCCUUUGGAUCUGUUCCUAUAUUGGUCAUGGUGGCCAUACAACUUCUUCUUAUUAUACGCAACGUUUCUUCUUUGAACCUUACUAAUGAGUAUCUGGACCACAAAUGCAGCAACACCGAAGGAAAUUAUAAGCAGGGGAGUGCAUUCGAAAAAAAUCUCAACUUAGUCCUCAGCACUCUCACCUCGGUUGGCAAUUUUCGUGACGGUUUCCGCUAUACUGAAGAAGGUGAGGUUCCAAAUAACGUAUUUGUAAAGUUCCAAUGCCGCGGAGACUCCUACUGGUCCAAGUGCCCACCAUGCAUCAGUACUGCCGUCUCUGGGCUUCGCAAGAGAUGUCCAAGAAACAAGGGAGCAAUAAUAUGGUAUGACCAAUGUCUUUUAAAGAUAUCUUCGGUCGGCUCCUUCAAUAAGAUUGACUACGAGAACGAUAUCUAUUUGUCCAAUCCAAAAAAUGUCAAGGAUCGAGAGAUGUUUAACAAGGAGACGUUGGCUCUCCUAAAGAAGUUGGCAUAUAAAGCCUCCGAUAGGAACAACUUAGACGGCAAACAGUUGGUGUUGUAUGCGGCCGGAGAAAAGAGAAUUGGGACAAAAAAGGUCUACGCAAUGGCGCAGUGUACAAAAGACUUAAUAUUUACAAAGUGCCUUGAGUGUUUGGAAGGGGUUUUUAAAAAGUUUCCAGAAUGUUGUGACGGUAAACAAGGAGGAAGAGUUUUAAGUACAAGCUGUAACUUUAGGUAUGAGUUAUAUCCUUUUCUUAGAAACUAG